Exaiptasia diaphana is the source of this 3219-nucleotide messenger RNA. RefSeq lists its product as uncharacterized. Gene Ontology annotation, biological process: protein phosphorylation. The transcript is spliced from 10 exons. Gene Ontology annotation, molecular function: ATP binding; protein tyrosine kinase activity. The record is from RefSeq and is a predicted model, not a curated record. The coding region runs from base 167 to 2587 and encodes 806 amino acids. Lineage: Eukaryota; Metazoa; Cnidaria; Anthozoa; Actiniaria; Aiptasiidae.
GUCAGAGUAUAAAUUCUUAAYACAUCUUUUAAACCAGGACUUUUACAUUUUAGAAUUUUAAGAUAUCAAGUCGUGCGUGACUUUGUUCUAUCWUUGAACCGAAUUUAAUUUGUGUAAAAGCCGUGGACGCCUGCAAUCGGAGUCGUCUUAGCUGAAAUCAACCGAAAUGAAAAGAACAACGAAGUCUAAAUCUUUUAAGCAAACUCCGAGUGUGGACACUCAAGCCUCAGUUCCAGAAAAUGGAUGUUUGGUGAUCGAUCACAAGGACCUUGGACAGCAAUGUCUUAUAGGGACUGGUUUUUAUGCRAAUGUUAACUUUGGAAUAUGGAGAGUCAAAAAUAAAAAUCAGCAUGUUGCUAUCAAGUGCCUUAAAGAAGAAGUCCGCAAAGAUCUCAACAUACUAGAAUCAGCUUCAAACAUGUCCAGACUUAAAAAUGAUCACAUUAUGAAGUUUUACGGGAUUUGUGGUGUCGACAAAGAUGUGAAAUUGGUAAUGGAGUAUGCACGACACGGCUCCCUUAAAAACGUCAUGAGAGAUCCAAACCAAAGGAAAUUCUUCUGUCAACACGCGCGACUUAAGGACUUUGCAGUGCAGAUAUCUCAUGGAAUGGACUACUUAGCUAACRAAGCACAAGUACAUUGUAAUCUUGCCGCAAAAGAUGUUUUAGUUGUUGAUAAAAAUUUGGUGCGAAUCAGGUGCGAUUUUGCCAUACCAAACGCUCUAGGUCAAAGGCAGCCAUGGUCUGCGCCAGAAGUAAUUCAGAACCAAAUACCCACCAUUAAAUCAGAUGUGUACAGCUAUGGAGUUGUUUUGUGGGAAAUGAUGACAUUUGGAGAAGACAUAGGGAAAAACAAGAUUGUAUAUCAAGUAGGAUCUUCAACCUUCAAAGUUGUAMCGAACAAGUCGGGAUAUUUAUCGUUCAACAUAAAUAGACGAAUGACACUCAUCGAAAGGCUUAACGACACUGAGUGGCUUGCUCAAAACGAGGACGCUGAUGUUGGAAUUGUUCUGGAAGACCACGUUAACCUGAAGAUAAAACCCCGAGAAAGAUCGUUGCCAGCUCAGAUUAGCAAGCCAUUUGAUCCAGUACACCUGCCACCUCAUUGCAGUUGGGAAAUAUCCAAAGAUAGACUGAAGGACAUAUCGCUUUGUGCGCAGGAGGAUAAAAAAACGCUUCCUUUGCAAGCCUUAAAAAGUAUUACCUAUACUCCAGACGCCUCAAACAUUGGUGCCAGCGCAAAAAGUAACACUGGUUCUCCUGGUAACUUGGAUAUCGAUAAAGAGGAUGGAGCGUCAGGUGUUAGUGCGCCUACUCAAAGAGUACAAAACAAUGGUCCUAGUUUUUGUUCUGCUCCUCCAAUACCACCAAGACAUGAUCUUGAUCGAUUAAGAACAUUAUCCCUUCCAAGGAGCCGCCCAAUUCCGACGCCAAGGAAAAGGAUGACUUCCUGUUCAGAAUUUAUGCCAGGAACUCAAAACACCUGGCAGAGCCAUGGAGGGGAAGGACCAAGAUCGGCGCCGCUAGUCAACUUAGAUAAUAGUGAUUUUCAGUUUGGAAAAAAUAAUGAAAUUACUGUAAAAUAUUCUUCGUCGGAGAAUACUGAAACGGCUCCCAAAAUGAAUGAAGAGCAGCGUACUGAUCAACUGAAGGAUGUGUUUAGUGGUCAGGAUCCAGCCCUUAUUGACUUCUCAACCGAACUACAGGCAACCGGUACUCUUAAACAUGGUGAUAGAGCAAAUAGAGAAGAAAACYGUAGUUACAUCACAGGAAAGGGUCAUUCCUCGAACGAAGAGAGCGUAGUUCCAGAAAUAAAUCCAGAUCAUACUGACAGACUUCAAAAAGAGGAUUGUAAGCCAAAUAAUAAAGAUCGCCCGCUAAUCUAUUUGUCUACAUCCGCAAUGCCUUUAAAUKCUGAUGGACAGGGUGGUAGGACACAAAAGAAUGAAACCUUUCCGCUUAUUGACUUGAGUGAAGAACAUUUAGCAAUCACCACAAAUGCCAUGGAAGUACCGUCACCACGUCCGUGCACAGCUCCACAGAGUACUACCGUGAGAAAUGAACAUAACUCCGUCAAAAAUAUUCUUGAAGGAAUUUUGCCUAAAAAMWGGCMUCAGGAUUCWAAUCAUAACACURAUCCGUUUUCAGCCAACCAGCGGCCAUUGCAAGGAUUUCAAGGUCUGGGACAGGCAGUUUGCAAUACGCCAGCUCAAGCCCCAUCCAAGGGUAGUGAUUCUCAUGAGCAAGAAGAGCGCGAAAACAUAUAUCAAGUUCCCUUYCAUACCCCUAUCCCAUCUSGAAUGCCACMUGUGGACCCAGAAAGGCKCCGUCAGCCACCACCAAGUCCUGCUUAUGGAAGAGAAACAGAUGCGUUAAUUGYCCGACUCCAGGARGAAUUCAACGAUUUAUCAAGAGACGAAUGCUAUGCACGAUUAUUGCAUUAUAAUCAYGACAUUGAACUGAUAAUAAAAAUACUAAAAGUUAAAGACCUUGCAAACGUCGAUGAGGACUGUGCACGAUUUCAUCUCGGGCAUUGUCGCUGGGAUGUAGAGCGGGCUGUGAAUUAUAUUCUUUCAAAAACGGAGUAAUCUAUGACAGGAACUGGUGUCUUAUUCUUUUCUAAACACCAUAUCGACGAUGCAUCCUUGCCUAAUGAACUUAAUCGACCCAUUAACGUUGCUCAGUUGUAAAGAAAUAAAGACAACARCAAAGUAAUUUACAUAGAAAUGUUUUUAAUAUUCCCGGAAUGAUUUUAAUAUACAUAUUCUCUAGCUAAAUAGCGAAUUAAAUGUUAUUGACAUUGUAAUGAUUUGUUUUGCAACAGUACGUUGCAAACAAUUUAAGUAAUGCCCCGAGUAAGAACUAGGGAAGCAAACGGCACAGGAAUGCAAGAAGGUGCUAAUUGYGCAUUGUAUAAUCCAUCCAUCCCAUUGGGGAGAAAACCAAGACAUUCGUACAUGGGGAACUUGCUAUGCCGCAAACAAUAGUCUAGAGAGUUCCCUAGUUCUUUAGCGCAUUGUUACUUAAGAAUACGAUAUAUGCAAAUGACUUUGUCGCUGUCUCUAUAAUCUUAAACAACGUUUAGUGGAUUGACUCUUCAUGGAAUUAAUAAAUGAGAAAAAUUGUGGUAGACGGUUUGAACGUAUUACACCUAAAUAUGGUAUAUCGACUUGAGCAAUUAUUAAAAUAACAAAAAAAGAAUUUUUUGAUAUAUGUGUAG